Acaulospora colombiana is the source of this 3420-nucleotide messenger RNA. The record is from the annotation of a GenBank genome assembly. NCBI's taxonomy places the organism in Eukaryota, Fungi, Glomeromycota, Glomeromycetes, Diversisporales, Acaulosporaceae.
AUGAAAGCAAAAAUAAUAAGAGGAGAAUAUGAAAUGGAGGAAUCUUUGUCAGGCGAGGCUCAGGAUUUGAUUAGGUCGAUACUACGGCUGGAGCCAACGGAGCGACUGACGCUAAAGCAGAUUCUGCAGCAUCCAUGGUUUACCAUAAAAGAUGAGGAAGAGGACGAUGACGACGAUUGGGAUACUACCGAUGAAGUAGUCGAUAGUGAAUCUCCAUCAUCGGUUGAGGAGAAUAAUGUCGGAGGGAGCGGUGACACAACGAGCCAUCUCGAAUAUCUUGAACGACAGCGGCGAGAAAUUUUUUUGACAACGAAUCAACAAGGUGGGCAAAGUCAUCAGUCAACAUCUAACACCGAGAAUGGAAUGACGACCGCCGCACCCUCAGCCUUUGAAUUGAGAUUGCGAGGGAUGACGUCUGCAUCCACGAACACUGUUCCACCAAAUGUUUGGGGACCUUCCACUUCGAGAUCUUCUCGAAGGUCCUCAGUUGAUAGCAAAGCUUUUAACGAAAAAAUCUUUUUCACAACGCCCGAAGAGAAGGAGUUGUUGGAAAAACUUGAUGACCUGGGAUUUGACAUCCAAGCUAUAAAACACAGUGUUUUGGAGGGUAAAGUGGAUUCCUCUUGUGGUUUAUGGUGGCUGCAGUUAACCAAAUUGAGGGAAAAGAGGAGGAUCGAAGGGACGCAGAGUUCAAUAACAAUGGUUGACGUGGCUGUGGGUACUAGCGAUGAUGAGGUGGAAUUGGUGGACGACAUUGACGAGGAAUUAGACGAUGCAGAAUCACCGGAAGAGAACAAUGGUUUACCCAGGUCAUCGCAUGAAGGGGAGGGUACAAAGGUGAAGGACAAUAUUGAAAUUCUCGAGGAAAUAAUGCCACCAACACCACCGCCCAAGACCUAUCAUUCUGCACCGGCUUCGCGCGAAAGGCGCAAAUCUUUGAUCCUCUCAUUUCCGGAGGCGGUGGAACCCGUUCUGACGACCAUUACCGCGACCGCAUCUCCGCCUUUAUCGCCCAAGAAGUAUUCGUCGUUCACCAGUCCACUAAGUUCCCGUUCGAAAGGUGGUAUAUUUUCGGCACUUAAGGGAUGGUGGGUCGGAGCCAAUCAUCACAAAGAUUCAGGUUCUUACAAGAAAAACAUAUUAGGUUGGGCGGAAAGCAGGGUUGUUGCACCCACGGAUGUCGCGCGUACGAGAUCGCGCAUUAACAGAAGAAGUGGUAGCAAAACUCCGCCCAAUUAUGAUGCGAACCUUCAGAGGUCAUCAUCGGUAUCGCGUGGGUCGAUAAAAGAUCGAAAGAAGAAGAACCGAAACUCUUUGCAAGGUAGUAAAGGUCGACGCCAUAAUAUUCCACCAUUAAUAAUACCCCCCGUCACUCCUUCCAUCGUCCUUUCACAAAAUUCCCCGACCAGCAUGUUACCUAUCCCCGGCACGCCACCAGCAGUGAGAUCCAAGACGAUGUUCACAAUCAAUCGCAGAAAUCCGUUUGCAUAUCCCGGCUCAUCUUGGGGGCGCAAGCAAGUAAAGCGACGGAGUACAGGUGGUAGCUCAAUAAAUCAAUUUGUAGAAAACUUUAAUUCCACCAAUGAAUCCGGUUCGUCCGAGAACAAUAAUAAUAACAAGUGCAAAAAGGACACUUUUGAAAAAAGUACGAUAACGGACAUUCGUGCUGAUGCAAAAAAUACGGAAAUGUUGGAAUCUGCUAAAGAAAAAAUAGUCCCGCCGAAAGAUGAUGGAUCUUCCUCACUCAAGAUAUCGGAGGAGAGCUUAGCGCCAAGUGAUGACGGUGAGGAAUCUGAUGUAUUUGUUGAUGCUGCUAACAAUAACGAUGAGACUACACCAUCAACGGUGAGAGGAAGCAACGACCAACUUCUGAGAUCACGUUCCACCGAUACGUUGUUAUCAGAGGCGAAGGGAAAGAAUCCAGGGACCAACGCGUCGCCCAUUGAAAGACCUCAGUUACAAUCUGUACUCAAUUUCAUGUCCACACCUCCGGAUUCCCCCAAAAUGUCACAGUCACCCUUUCCGUCAACACAUCCGGUUCCCUCGAAGUCCUCUCAAUUACGUCAACUUCAGCACAAUCGUACUCACUCUUCACCGAGCGUGCUCAGGAAUGUUGGAAAAGGAAUUUCCGAUAAUUCGAAUGAUACCGAGAACAUUGGUAUCAAUAUACCCAAUCGGAUGAAAGGACGUGAGAUCACGGGAUCCGAGCUGAGAAGGGAUUCAUCACCUUCCCCUCCAAACGUUUCCGUGCUCAACGGAGCGCAACGUCUAUUCGUGCAAAACAACGCGAUGAAUUCGCGUCGUUCCCUGCAAAACGGCCUCCCCCGAAAAUCGAUGAUGUCAAUGGUCGGGAAUGAUAUCAAUGUGAACAAUGUUAACGCGAAUGAGAAAAUAUCAGAAGAAAGAAGUCAACGACUGGAUCUGCUGCACGAUUAUGGCUCCGAUAAUGAAAUAAAUAAAGGAAGCGGAGAAAGUUUUGAAGAUGUCGAGAGACCUUGGAAAUACAAAAUCGUAGCUUUGCUGUGUGCUCUGUCUCUGGCCGUUGGGAGUCACUAUGCCGCUCACACGCUCGGCGCUUUAAAGGCGGUAAUCAAAGAGGAAUUGGGAAUCACGAAUGCACAAUAUGGGAUCGUACAAUCCUCCGUCUCGCUUGUGAACACGAUUCUGCCAAUCCUUGGCGGGGUCUUUAUCGAUACCUUUGGAACCAUGACAGGAUCAAUUUUGGCCACUUCCCUGAUCGCCUUAGGAAACGUCUUGGUAGCGUUGUCCACGACACUGGUAUCAUUUUCGGUGAUGGUGUUUGCGUCAUUCCUGUGCAUAAUCUCCUUGGCGAUAAACAUAAUAUAUGUGUUUAUCAUGCGGGUCAUUAAUGAAAAACUUUGCGAACGAGAAAUGAUGAAGCUCAAACAAAAGCGAUCAUUCAACCCGAGAACCCUGUUAUUCUUGCCAGCAAUUUAUUGGAUUGUUGUGUUGCUCGAAUUUGCAUUGGGGCCUGUUUCGUUAUUAUCAUCAAUUCCACUUUUAUUGCCGUUGAGUUAUGUCGGCACAGGGUUGGGAAUAGUAAAAUCAGUUUCGAACGUAGGCGCUACAUUAUAUGACAUCCUCGUCGGCAUACUGCAAGAUGAGGAUCACGGGAGGUAUACAUUGGUGAUGAGAUUAUACUUGAUCACCAGUCUUGUCGCGAUGUUAAUAUCCAUAUGGUUAUCAAUGGUGACAAGAAAGUGGUACGACGGAGUGCUCGAUAUGAAAGAUGAUGAGCGAAAAUACUAUUUUGAGGAAAAGAAACGGAACGAAGACGAUGUCGAGUCACGCAUGCAGCAGAAAAGGCGUGCCGAACCAGGACUCAUACUAGUGUCGAGUAAUCCCCGAUCAUCAUAUAAUAGGUCGAGUUUUGCAUUUGUGGGAUGGGUUUUGGCCUGA